Messenger RNA from Cooperia oncophora, 897 nucleotides. Lineage: Eukaryota; Metazoa; Nematoda; Chromadorea; Rhabditida; Trichostrongylidae. The record is from the annotation of a GenBank genome assembly.
AUGGAUAGCGGACAUCGUGUGGCAGCCUAUCGGUUCGUCGCCUAUGCGGCGGUCACAUUUUCUGUGGUUGCUGUGAUGUCCGUCUGUGUCACCCUUCCGAUGGUUUACAACUACAUCCACCAUGUGAAACGAUCAAUGCGUCAAGAAAUUGUUUUCUGUAAGGGCUCAGCUAAGGAGAUCUGGGGCGAAGUAACGCAUAUGAGGAGUGUUUCCGCAGCAAACGGAACCACCAUACGUCAUACCAGAGGAAUAGGCGGUGGUGGAGGUGGAGGUGGUGCAUGUGACGCAUGCUGUUUACCAGGUCCACCAGGACCUCGAGGUUCACCGGGUAGACCUGGCAGACCAGGUGCUCCUGGUGCACCUGGAAUGCCAGGAGCUCCUGGACGCCCACCGGCUCAAGCAUGUGAGCCCAUCACUCCCCCGCCAUGUCAGCCAUGCCCACCAGGACCACCCGGACCACCAGGACCACUGGGACCGCCGGGAUCACCUGGAGCACCUGGAGCCGCUGGCGCGGCAGCUGGUCCUGCACCACCAGGACCCCCUGGACUCAAAGGGCCACCUGGAUUGCCUGGAAACCCUGGAGCGCCCGGUAUGCCUGGAGCACCAGGAGAAAAUGCCGUGGGAGGCCCUAUUCUUCCAGGACAACCAGGUCCAAUGGGACCACCUGGACCCAUGGGACCGCCAGGGAUGAACGGAAAUCCUGGAGCACCUGGACAAAUGGGACCACCCGGACCAAGAGGACCACCUGGUCCCAGCGGAAUGCCUGGACCACCAGGACAACCAGGCCCACCGGGAAUGGCUGGUGCACCUGGUCAAGCCGGUAACCGUGGUAUCUGUCCGAAAUAUUGUGCUAUUGACGGUGGAGUAUUCUUCGAAGAUGGGACACGUCGUCGUUGA